Molecule: messenger RNA, 640 nt
Organism: Nilaparvata lugens (brown planthopper)
Lineage: Eukaryota; Metazoa; Arthropoda; Insecta; Hemiptera; Delphacidae
Exons: 4
Coding region: 107-571 (154 amino acids)
Source: RefSeq, a predicted model, not a curated record
CGGAUAUAACUAGGCGAUUGUUUCUGUGAUGACUAUGACACGAGGUGGAUGGCUUGAUCAGAUGUGAGGAGUUCGGUGUGCAGGAGCGGCGAUAUAUUGAAGGGUAAUGGCACUGGUUGAUCUUCGGCUACAUAGCAUUGGAAUGUCGUUUCAUUGGCAUAGGUGUCACUUCCUUCUCUGGACAAGAAAUCAGCAGUUUGAUUUCGUUUACCUGGCAGGCAAGUCGGGUGAACCUGAGAUUUCGGCCGUUGAAGAGGAAGGACAGGUAAUCUCGAGAUUCUUCUGCCACUUGUACCUGCCAGUAUCCGGCGCUGAGGUCGACGGUGGAGUAUAUGGUCUUGCCAUGGAACGUCUGCAACACCUGAUCGAUCUGGGCGGGAGCUUCACGGUCGUCGUCGAGAAUCAUGUUCAGCUGGCGGGCGUCGAGACAGAGUCGGGUGGAGCCGUCCUUCUUCGAAACGCAGGCAAUACCAGGAAGGAGUAUGGGAAGCACUUUCCUUCGACUUGGAUCUCCAGGAGGCAUUGUUUAGAUAUUCGGAGGCGACGUCCUGGUGUGACACCUGAUAGGUAGGUUGAGGUUAAUGGUAAUGUGGCUAUUUCUGUUAUGUUUUUCAGGCGGGAAUAUGAGUCAUUCUGGAUU